UAGCCUUGUCCAUUUGGAGAGUUGUAGUUGUAGACUGGGGGAGGUAAACUAUGGACUCUGAAUCUCUGAUUCAAUUCACUUCAAUUAAAGCAGUUUCCACCUUUAAAAAUGGAAGUAUAAAUUGAAGAAACUUCGUGAAGGUGUUCCAUUAUAUACAUUAAGAUGGCAUUUGUGGACUUGUUCGUCGUGGCAUUAGUACCUGUUCUGAAAACUCUCAUAAUUACUGCUGUUGGCUUGUUCCUUGCUUUGGAACGUGUCAAUCUCCUUGGCUCUACUGCAAGGCACCAUUUGAACAAUCUUGUGUUCUAUAUUUUCACUCCCGCAUUGGUGGCUAGCAGUUUGGCUGAAACAGUAACAUCGAGCAACAUUGUUUCAUUAUGGUUCAUGCCUGUAAACAUCCUUCUCACAUUUAUAAUCGGUUCAGCACUUGGAUGGUUACUUGUGAAAAUCACAAGAACUCCUAUAGAACUUCAUGGCCUUGUUAUAAGUUGCUGUGCUGCAGGGAAUCUGGGGAACUUGCUUCUCAUCAUAAUUCCUGCAGUUUGUGUGGAGAAAAAUAGUCCCUUUGGAGAUUCAGUUACAUGCUCCACCAAUGGAAAGGCCUAUGCAUCACUAUCUAUGGCGAUAGGAGCAGUCUAUAUAUGGACUUAUAUCUAUAACAUAAUUCGAGCAUAUGGAGUCCAACAUAAUACCUCAACUGUCAACAUAGAGGAUUCUGGUGAAGUCCCAGAUCUGUUACUGUCCGAUAGCUGUACGAAAUUGUUAUCUUCACAGGAUAGGCUACAAUCUGAUCAUAUGGACCAUGAAGCUCAACUUGCAGUACCUCUCAUUGGAUAUGAAACCACACAUGAGGGACAUUUUGUUAGGAAGAUCAAGCAACAUAUCAAAAUAUGGACGCAAAGGAUCAAUUUCAAAAUGUUGUUUGCACCAUCGACAAUUGCUACGAUUGUUGGGAUCAUCAUUGGUGUAACGUCCCUCUUAAGAAAGCUGAUGAUUGGAAAUGAGGCUCCGUUGCAUGUGAUUGAUAGCUCUGCUUCUAUGCUAGGAGAGGCUGCAAUACCAGCCAUGACAUUGAUAGUUGGAGCAAAUCUUCUUAGAGGGCUGAAAAAGUCCGCAGUAGGGAUGUGGGUUGUGAUAGGCAUACAGGUAGUACGUUAUGUGGCAAUGCCAUUAUCAGGGAUUUGUGUUGUCAAAGCUGCACGCCAUUUUGGGUUGGUUGGAUCAGAUUCCUUAUAUCAGUUUGUACUUCUCCUGCAAUAUGCACUUCCUUCUGCAAUGACUAUCGGUACAAUUACACAGUUGUUUGAAGUUGGUGAAAGUGAAUGUUCAGUGAUUAUGCUAUGGAAUUAUGCACUGGCAUCAGUUGCUCUUACUCUAUGGACCACUUAUUACAUGUGGAUUUUAUCUUGAUCAGUCUCUACCAAAUAUCAUGUCUUUUGUUUUGCCUUUACAAUUACACAGUUGUUUUGUCUUUUGAGUUUUAAUGGUUAAUUCUUGAUUUUUGAUGAUUUGAACGAGCAGAGUCUAUAUGAUAUUAGUACACUUGUGUGCAUAUUUUUGGAUCCCGAGAGCUUCAUGGAUCUGAUUCGAAAGGUUUUGAAUUGCCGAUGAUUUUGCUUGUGUCUAGGGUCUGCAGGUCUCGCAUUUGUCAAGACCUGUUCGUAAUUGCGAGUCCCGCUUUUGCAAAGUUCGACUACCAAAUGCGAUAAUUGGUGAGGAGUUGCUGGCUUCGCAAAAAUGAAGAUGUUGUCACAAAUGUGUAUCGACCUGACCGGUCAUUUUACUUUCUAGAUCUCCAUUCUCCUAAUUAAGAUUCCCCGUAUGUGUUUUUACUUUUUGUGACUUGCGGGGAUAGUUAGUUUUGAUUUGGAAGGGUUCAGGUUGAAAUUCAAA
Messenger RNA from Nicotiana tabacum (common tobacco), 1893 nucleotides. RefSeq names its product protein PIN-LIKES 3. Gene Ontology annotation, biological process: endoplasmic reticulum to cytosol auxin transport. Lineage: Eukaryota; Viridiplantae; Streptophyta; Magnoliopsida; Solanales; Solanaceae. Gene Ontology annotation, cellular component: membrane. The record is from RefSeq and is a predicted model, not a curated record.